Messenger RNA from Ruditapes philippinarum (Manila clam), 2933 nucleotides. RefSeq names its product lysosomal proton-coupled steroid conjugate and bile acid symporter SLC46A3-like. Gene Ontology annotation, molecular function: transmembrane transporter activity. Gene Ontology annotation, biological process: transmembrane transport. Lineage: Eukaryota; Metazoa; Mollusca; Bivalvia; Venerida; Veneridae. The transcript has 2 exons. The record is from RefSeq and is a predicted model, not a curated record. The coding region runs from base 440 to 1927 and encodes 495 amino acids. Gene Ontology annotation, cellular component: membrane.
CUAAUUAAAAAGAUAACUGUCAAUUAUCAAAUGAGAUAAUUCUUUCAGUGAGUGACCUGAAUUUUCUUUUAGCUAUUUGUAGGUUUAUACUAGAUAUAUACUUAAUGUAUGUCAACUCUCUGCAGAUCUCACUGUAUAAACUAUUGUUUAUGAUUAUUAUGAUAACCUAGUAUCACAUUGUUAUAUGAUAAAAGACUAUAUUUAGAAUUGUUACUAAAUAGAAUAAAGCCAAUAUUAAAUAGUCUAUUGUAAAGCAUAACUGGCCAAGGAAUAAAUAUUUAAACUUCAGAUUAACAAUGCAAAAUGGAAAUUAAUUGGAUAUUGUGAAUUAAUGUACAAGGAACUUAAAGAAAAUAGCAUGAAGUUUAUUCAAGAGUUCAACUCUGGGCAGAGAUAAAGAAAUAACAAAGAUUUUAGUUUCUAACAUACACCAUUAACAAUGUCAGAAGAAUCAAAUCUUCUCAUACAGAAUAAAGAUGAACAGGAAAAUGAAAGAAAAAUCAAAUGGAAAUAUGUUACAAUUAUACCUUCAAAUUUCUUUAUCUUCAUAGGAGCCUUUAUUUUUAAUUAUAUUAUUACUGAAUGGACACAGAGCAAAAUUCAACAUGAAAAAUUUCCCAAUAUGACAAGUAAGAGUAACUUUGCUGCAUGUAAUGUCACCAACCAGUCUGAUCCGGUUUAUAUCAGCUAUAAAGCUGUUCAACAUGAUACUUCAAUAUGGAUGCUGUAUUAUUCAGUCGCACAACAUAUUCCUAUGUUUUGGGUCAACACACUUCUUACCAGUUACACAGACACAUAUGGACGCAAGUUUUUGUUUGUUUUAGCAAUGUUUGGAAUGUGUGUUAAACACUGUGUAAUUACAGUAGUUAUAUAUUUUAACACAUCAUUAUGGUAUGUGACAGCUAUGUAUUCUUUUGAUGGUAUACUAGGUAGUUCCUAUGCUCUCUUUGCCGUGUCAUUUUCUUAUGUAGCAGAUAUAACAUACAAGGACAAUCAUCGUGUACUAGGGGUUGUCAUUAUAGAAUCAGUGCUAAUGGUUACAGCAGUAUGUGGUAGUCUACUGUCAGGAUAUUUCAUUGAAACUUUAGGGUUUGGAUUCUUUAACACAGCUGUGAUAUGCUCAGCUUUAAUGCUGCUAGGAUUUGCUAUUACACUUUUAUUUCUUCCAGAGACUUUAAAUAAAAACAAACGCAGUCCUCCGAAAAGUUUCCUAGGUACAUGGAAGAAAAUGAUUCAGUUUUACAUCAGUGCAGACUUCAGAGGAAAACGAACCCUUUACAUUUUAUUGUUGGGUUCAUUUUUUGUUACUGAAAUUGCUAUGCUGAACAGAAGUAACAUUGAGACAUUAUAUUUCCUCGGUCAGCCAUUUUGCUGGGGACCAUCUAAGAUAGGAGUUUUUGCAACAACUAGGUACGUUGCUCUGGGUGUGGUGGGGCUUGGUUCCUUACCUCUGCUACAAAAAUUUCUAUCCAAUGAGAUUAUAGCUGUAAUAAGUGCUGUGUCUAGUGUAAUUUCAUUAAUUAUUGAAGGUUUAGCAAAAUCCAACUUGAUGAUAUACCUGGUUCCCGUCACAGGGGCAUUUUCAUUUGUUAUGGUGCCAAUUAUCCGUGGAAUGAUGUCAACAAUGACGGAACCAGACAAACAAGGUGCCAUGUUUUCAAGUGUUGCCACCAUUGAAGUUCUCAGUAGUAUAUCUGCUGCACUGUUGUUAAAUGAAAUAUAUGCUGAAACAUAUUCAUUUAUGAAUGGCUUUGUGUUUCUUGUAAUGGCAGGUUUCUGUGUAAUAACCUGUAUAUUGUUAUCAGCUGUGUAUUAUCUUAAAAAAUGUAAAAAUGGAAAUUAUGUCAAACCAGUGUAUGAAACUGUGAAGGUGAUGAACAAUCACAAUGUAAAGAAUGAUACUAGAAAUAAUGUCACAUCAUGUUAAUCUAUCCAGUCUAAAUCAUAAAAUAUUUACAUGUGUACAUACUUUAUAUAUUGAAAGAUUUACUACUUCUGUGUCGAGGAAUUAUUAAUUAUAUACUAAAAAUAUUGGAUAAUAGUUACAAACAUGCAUAAGAUGGUGCCCUUUGAGGUACCAAAGUUCUUCAUUUUUGCAACAAAUAUUUAUCUUUGAUAAUUAUGGCUCUACAUUAAAGACAAUAACAUAUACUAAGCCAAUCUGUCAUGCUUAUACAUGUAGAUGGUUGUUUGCUAAGCCGUGAGCACAUGUUCAGAUUACAAUACAAUACAAUAACAGUGGCAGCAGAAGUUCUAUACCAUGUUGCAAGAAAAUACGCUUUUUGUGCAAUUUUUUUUAUCUGUAUCAUACUACAUUAAAGUGAUCUGGGAAUAACAAUUGUUAGGUUUGAAGAUUGUUGAACAAUUAUACUGUUAACAUGCAUGUAUUGGAAGCAAUAAAAUAAGUUUAAACUAUUAUUUGUAAAACAACUUUUUAUAUUGUCAACUACUUUCCUUAGCUGUCCAUAGCCUUUAAGCACUUGUGAACUUUCAUGAUCCCAUAUGAUAUAUACAAAAGACCAAAAUAUACUAGUUACUUUGUUGUAAUCAAAGCUUUAUAGAGUUCCAUCUUCAUAGUGGUAGUUACAAACAAGAAAUGUGUUGUUGUUUUUUUUUGCUAAAUCAUGGGCCAAACCCAGCUGAUCUCAAAUGAAUUUUGUCAAAAUAUGGAAGUGCACAUGCUGGCAACUAGCUGUUACACUUUCGUGUUCCACAAAAAACAAGUGCUUCUUGUUGCUUAAUCAGGAGGCAGAACUCUGUUAACUCCAUUAAAUUUGCAUUCUUACAAUUCGCAUCUUUUUUUGCAGAAUCUUUAUCAAUUUAAAUUGGGUACCAUGGUAACUACUAGUAUAGUUUUAAAUUGAAUUACAUUGUAAUAUUGUACAAUUUGCCAUGUAUCAUUAGUUCAUUAUACAAUAAACUUCCUACUUCUA